Drosophila ananassae is the source of this 692-nucleotide messenger RNA. RefSeq names its product 39S ribosomal protein L17, mitochondrial (gene mRpL17). The coding region runs from base 88 to 618 and encodes 176 amino acids. Gene Ontology annotation, cellular component: ribosome; mitochondrial large ribosomal subunit. Gene Ontology annotation, molecular function: structural constituent of ribosome. The record is from RefSeq and is a predicted model, not a curated record. Gene Ontology annotation, biological process: translation. The transcript is spliced from 2 exons. NCBI's taxonomy places the organism in Eukaryota, Metazoa, Arthropoda, Insecta, Diptera, Drosophilidae.
UGUACUAUCGCUUUAACAACCAUCAGCUGUUCGCCGGCGCAUUACGUGAUAUCUUUUGGUUGUAAAAUUGUUAAAUAUUCCAUUAAAAUGAAUCAAGCUGAUGUUUCAAAGCUAAUGUCCCAGCUGCGAAUUGCCAUUAGGCCCAGGCAUCGCAAUUUGAAGAACAAGGAUGGCCCGGAAGGUCGGCUGCUGAAGUUACGAAAAACAGUGACUGCGUUGGUGAAGCACGAGAGGAUUGAGCUCUUCUAUAACCGCGCAGAUGAAGCUCGUGGCUACGCUGAACUGCUUAUUUCUAAUGCCAUACGUCAUGGAGACACUCACAAUGCUACCAUGGAAAUGGCCGAUUACUGGCUGCUGGAGAAACAGUUGGUGCACAAACUCUUCAAGGUGCUGGUGCCUCGUUACGAGAACUAUACAGUCUCCUACACUCGCAUGUUCAAUGCGCCAAGGACUUAUCCGGGUAUAUACUACAAGAAUUCCGUCUUGGAGCUCAGGGGAAAUCCCUACCCUUCGUUGAUAGUGGAUCAAUCACAAAACAAGAAUCUACUGCACAACGUGCUCCUGGACGAAGCGAGGAAAGAGUACCGGCGUAAGAAACUGGCCGAGUUGGCGCAAUAAGGCCCAUUUUGAUUUAAAAUACAUUUAAGACUUGAGAAGCGCUUUAUUAUAAAUGUUUGUAUAUUUUAAACCUA